This is a messenger RNA of Nematolebias whitei (Rio pearlfish), 1461 nucleotides long. It is a transcript of the gene rnf185, whose product is annotated as ring finger protein 185. The transcript is spliced from 6 exons. Bases 366 to 959 code for a protein of 197 amino acids. Gene Ontology annotation, molecular function: metal ion binding; ubiquitin-like protein conjugating enzyme binding; ubiquitin protein ligase activity. Lineage: Eukaryota; Metazoa; Chordata; Actinopteri; Cyprinodontiformes; Rivulidae. Gene Ontology annotation, biological process: ubiquitin-dependent protein catabolic process. Gene Ontology annotation, cellular component: endoplasmic reticulum. The record is from RefSeq and is a predicted model, not a curated record.
CCCCGCCUCUACUGAUAGCGGAUGUGAUGCAACUAGCUGUAGGAUAUAUUUUUUUACUCCUCACAAGUUAUAAUUUACAGUUGCCGUCAUUCAAGAUGUGUUUACGUUAAUUUAGCUCUUUGGCCGCAGUAUUUGUACAUUUGUUGUCGGUUUUUGGUCCAGUUUGUAAAGCUGUCUUCCUCGCUCGUCUGCCAACGUUAGCUAGUAGCUUCUCCAGGUAGCUGGUUGCCAGUUUAGCUAGCAGCCGGUAACAUUUUAUUUUUUUUCUCGUUUCUCUUAUUAUUAGAGACCAGUCCUGUCGACUGGGCUUCCUUAUGUGUGUAUCCCACCCGCAAAAUCUCGGUUAGUGGGUCGAGUGUUAGCAAAUGGCCGCCGCUGCCUCGGUGUCCCAGCCAGCCUCGGGCUCUCCCGCUGCGGACGCUGAAAACUCGAGUACCGGUGGAUCCAGCAGCUCGACCGCGGCCGAAGGUGGCACCCAGGACAGCACCUUUGAGUGCAACAUAUGUCUGGACACAGCCAAGGACGCCGUGAUCAGCUUGUGUGGACAUCUUUUUUGUUGGCCUUGUUUGCAUCAGUGGUUGGAGACUCGACCCAACAGACAAGUGUGUCCGGUAUGCAAAGCUGGAAUCAGCCGGGAUAAAGUAAUCCCCUUGUAUGGGAGGGGGAGCACGGGUCAGCAGGAUCCAAGGGAAAGAACCCCACCUCGACCACAAGGACAGAGACCCGAGCCAGAAAAUCGUGGUGGUUUUCAGGGGUUUGGCUUCGGGGAUGGGGGUUUCCAGAUGUCAUUUGGGAUCGGUGCCUUUCCAUUUGGCAUCUUUGCAACAGCUUUUAACAUCAACGACGGGCGACCUCCUCCAGCGGCCCCGGGGACACCGCAGCACACGGACGAACAGUUUCUGUCUCGACUCUUUCUGUUUGUCGCGCUGGUGAUUAUGUUUUGGCUGCUGAUUGCAUAAAUGCAUGCACAGAGAACGGGUUUUAACAUGAAAGAUUCGACAGAUGUGAGACUUUAUGGUGGUGUUUUGGUCUUGAUUGAAGCCUUUUUCUCAUCAAAUCAUGACAUUUAAAAAAAGCAGAAAUUAAUUAAACCAAUCACUCAGCUUGGCAAUUUAAUGUUUGCUGCUUUACAUGUCAUGGAGUCAUAAAAAUCUGUAAUCUACACUUUCUAAGGCUGCAGGGUUCUUUACUAUGGAUUAGUAUGAAACACCUCCCAUAUUAACUCACUGAUGUCUCCAGAGUUUUAUAAAAUGAGCCAUGAGGCUAACACUCUUUGCUAACAAAUUUCAAAUAAUUUAUUUACGUUUUUGAGAUCACAAAUGGGGGACUGUAAAUUUAAUGAACAGCUUAUGGUGAACUAGAGUUUUAUGUUUGGACACAACGGUGGGAUACCAACUUUUUGGGGUUUGUUUUGAAGUUUAUAAAUCGCCUUUUCCUUCAGGCGUGACCCAAAUCCCAACA